AUGUUGUCCACGUCUGCUGUCCUCCAGUAUCCGAAGUUGAAGACACAUCAAGGAGCCAAGAAACGAUGGCGGUCCCUGCCUUCAGGCCUUUUCAAACGACCCAAAGCCGGACAUCAGCAUUUGAACACUCGCAAGAGUUCUGCGCGGAAAAAUGCGCUGUCACAAACCGCUUACUCUCAUGGCUCACAAACUGCGACACUCAACAAGCUACUACCUUACGGGUCGCGUGUAUGA
This is a messenger RNA of Sparassis crispa, 234 nucleotides long. RefSeq names its product Putative mitochondrial ribosomal protein new15. Gene Ontology annotation, molecular function: structural constituent of ribosome. The record is from RefSeq and is a predicted model, not a curated record. NCBI's taxonomy places the organism in Eukaryota, Fungi, Basidiomycota, Agaricomycetes, Polyporales, Sparassidaceae. Bases 1 to 234 code for a protein of 77 amino acids. The transcript is spliced from 2 exons. Gene Ontology annotation, cellular component: ribosome; large ribosomal subunit. Gene Ontology annotation, biological process: translation.